Molecule: messenger RNA, 994 nt
Organism: Echinops telfairi (small Madagascar hedgehog)
Lineage: Eukaryota; Metazoa; Chordata; Mammalia; Afrosoricida; Tenrecidae
Product: small ubiquitin-related modifier 2-like
Exons: 2
Coding region: 1-399 (132 amino acids)
Biological process (GO): protein sumoylation
Cellular component (GO): nucleus
Molecular function (GO): ubiquitin-like protein ligase binding; protein tag activity
Source: RefSeq, a predicted model, not a curated record
AUGAACGCAUCUGGGAGAGAGCCUACUAAGGUUUCUUCCAGGAGUGAGAAGAUCUGGCUUAAGAAAAAUAGCACACAGCAGAACUGCAGCGGAGGAGACUUCGGCGCUCGCCAUGGCCGACAAGAAACCAAGGAAGGAGUCAAGACUGAGAACAACGAUCACAUUAAUUUGAAGGUGGCGGGGCAGUAUGGUUCUGUGGUGCAGUUUAAGAUUAAGAGGCAUACGACACUUAGCAAACUAAUGAAAGCCUAUUGUGAACGACAGGGUUUGUCAAUGAGGCAGAUCAGAUUCCGAUUUGACGGACAGCCAAUCAAUGAAACAGACACACCUGCACAGUUGGAAAUGGAUGGUGAAGAUACAAUCGAUGUGUUCCAGCAGCAGACAGGAGGCGUCUUCUAAGAGGGAGCCUGCUCCUUUCCUCCAGAACUCUCUUCCUACCGACCAAGAACCCAUUCUCUAUUAGAAACCACAAUUUGGUUCCACCACCUCCUGACGACUGCAGUAUAGUUUUCUCUUUCAUUUCCCCUCCCCACUCCUUUACUGUACAUAAAGUAACUGGUGCAUGUGCACACGCAUAUUGCAUUUUUCCCUUUGUUUUUUUGUUUUGUUUUUUACUAAAUGGCCAAUGGUGUUUUGAUCGACACCAAGUGGAGAUGGGAUGGGGAAAUACUGGCUCUGUGAAAACACCCCCUUCGCCGUGAGCGGCUCAUCCAGCUCCUUGCUUUAUUUUCCAGUAAGUUAUUUUGCUCUCACUGUUUAACAAAAACAAAAAACAACAACAUAAAAAAAUCCUUGCAUACCUUGUUGGAUUGGAGAUUUUUAAUGUUUUUCAUUUAUCAUUGUAAAACCAAGGACAAUUUUAUAACUUUUUUGUACGUAGCUGUUACAUGUAGGGCAAUCUGUCUUUAAGUAGGGGUAAAUUACUCUCCAAGAAAUGAAGCCUAGUUUUCCCUUCAAGUCAAGCGUCUUGUUGUUUAAAUAAACUUCUUGUUUA